This is a messenger RNA of Camelina sativa (false flax), 1518 nucleotides long. The record is from RefSeq and is a predicted model, not a curated record. NCBI's taxonomy places the organism in Eukaryota, Viridiplantae, Streptophyta, Magnoliopsida, Brassicales, Brassicaceae.
ACAAGCAAACACAAAAGAUUUUAGAUCAGUCAGCUAACUUUUACUAAAAUCCAAAGUUCGUAUCAUCUUUUUUUCUUCAUAAAAUCCCUACGGUCCAAUUAAUUAACAUAAUAAAAUAUAACCCCUUGAUCGUUUAAAAUACUCCACUCGUUUUGGUUUUAAUUGACAUUUUAUCACACCCUGACCUCCAUUAUUUUCAUGACACCAUUCUUGAUCUUUUCCGUAAUCCACCACCUAAUAUUAAUCACCUAGGGUUCCUCUAACCACCCAAGAAAACAAGGAAGAUUUUUUUUUUUUUUUCCUCUAGGGCUUGUCGUCAACUUCUCAAUUGGCCAUCAUCUACAAUGGAGAAACCUGAUGACUUCUGGAUCCCCAAGAAAAGCAACAAAGAAUCAUCAUGGGAAGAGCUGGCUUUCGCGGAAGACGAUGCUGCCGGAUCUUUGUGGCCGCCGAGAUCUUACACGUGUAGCUUCUGCCGGAGAGAGUUUAGAUCGGCUCAAGCCCUCGGUGGCCACAUGAACGUUCACCGAAGAGACAGAGCACGGCUUAAGCAAGCCGACGACCAAUACUUAUUCUCCAAAUCUUCUUCACCUCCGGAGUAUCCAUCUCAUAACGAUAGCGAUGAUAUUCGUGAAACCUCUUGCUAUACUUUGGUUUUUAACUCAAAACCUAAUUAUUUUAAGACUCAACACUCUUGUGUUAUUGACCUUUCUUCGUCUUCUUCUUUACCAUAUUUGACUCCUAGGGUUUCUUCUGGUUUGCCUGAAAAACAAAAUACUUCUUCCUCUUCUCCUUCUUUCGUUGUAGAGCCUUCCAAGAACUCAAAAAAAAUUCCCUCUUCCCCAUGGCCGUGCCCGAGUACCUUUGUGGAGCAAAAGCGUUGUGAUCUAUAUGAAAUUCCGGUUAUGGAAGGAGACAAGAAGAGAAAGAUCGAGAGUGAUAUGCCAAGAAACGAGCACAAAGCAAAACUUGGUCUUGGAAAUAGCACCGAUCUCUCUGUGAGCAUGAAUCUGGUCAUCCACCAGAGUUUUCCGAUUACUGCUCACGGCAGCGAUGAUGAGAUCGAGAGGGGUGAUAUAUGUAAGAGAAGACGAAGGCAUGAGAGUCCAUCGCAGCCAUCGAUUUUCAUUUCAAGUUUAUCUUGUAAGAGUGACAUUAUUACAAGAAAAGAGGAGAUCAAACACAAGGGUGAUCGCUUUCAGGAGUUAGACCUUGAGCUUAGGCUAGGGACAGAUCCACCAAAGGGAAAUUGAUUGAUGGACCGAUGAAUCCCUACCAAAACAAAGGUAAGGAAGAAAAAAAAUAUAUAAAUAGAAACAUUUCAUAUGGGUGUAUGUGUAUGUGUGUUACUUGGAUUUAUCUUUCCUUGGUUUUUGCGUGUUUAAAGUGUACCAGCUGCUAUACAGAUUUUUGGGUUUUAGUUCUUUUUUUUUGGGAUGAGUUGUAUGAAAAAUCCAUUUAAAAAAAAAAAACAAAGUGAGAAAUGUAAGGAAAUACUAAAGGCUUGAGCAAUAUUUU